Molecule: messenger RNA, 1136 nt
Organism: Dendronephthya gigantea
Lineage: Eukaryota; Metazoa; Cnidaria; Anthozoa; Malacalcyonacea; Nephtheidae
Product: galanin receptor type 2-like
Exons: 2
Coding region: 1-1116 (371 amino acids)
Biological process (GO): G protein-coupled receptor signaling pathway
Cellular component (GO): membrane
Molecular function (GO): G protein-coupled receptor activity
Source: RefSeq, a predicted model, not a curated record
AUGGCGUCAAUUAUUCCAAGCGUCAUAUUUACCUCAGUGACUACUGGGGAAGAUGAAAGAAAAGAUGAUGGCAACCACCCAGAGAGGAUCAUGAGAGCAAUAUGUGCGAUCAUCAGUAUAGGUUCCAUAGUUCCAAAUGUGUUAUUUCUCAUGGCAAUGUUGUGUAAAUACAGCAGAAUCAGAGCUGGUCAUCACAAUAUUCUUCUUUACAAUUUAAUCAUCUCUGAUAUACUUGCAGGUAUGGCAAUUUCAAUUACACCAAAACUUAUUCCAUCAGAAACGUUUGUGAACUCUCCCCGUGGUUUAGCAAGAGAUAUUUACUGUCGUUUGCUUUGGUCACAAUUCAUGGUAUUUUUGUUUGGUGUUGUAUCGGUUUAUACCGUUGUGUUCUUGACUGCUGAGCGAUGGGUGGCAGUACACUAUCCCUUCAAAUACAGAACUACUAUGUCCUCAACUAAAGCGAAGAUUUGUGUUUUGUUCAUUUGGUUGUUAGGAUUGCUAUCAAAUACACCACAUUUAACAGAAAUAAGCCCAAACGACAAUGAUGGUAUGGAGCCUUGCCAUUGGAAAUAUAAAGACUACCAAAUAAGGCAAAUUGUAGCAUUUCUAGAAAUCACGCUUAAAUUCAUCGCACCAUCUCUAAUACUGGUUUUAGUGUUAUUCUCUUUGUACAAAAAAUUUCACCAUCUAAACCCAGUCACCUGCACUACACGACCAGAUCGCGAGAAGCAACUACUGCGCAUGUGCGCUGCGACAUCAUUCACGGUUUUAUUAUGCUGGAGUCCAAAUCAAGUAUAUUAUCUUUUAUACAAAUUUAAUGUAGUAUCCAUCGGAACAACUUGGCAUCGUAUAACAGUGGCACUUGCUCUUUCCACGUCAGCUAUAAAUCCAAUGAUUUAUUGCAUUGCAAGUACAACUUAUCGCACGUGUUUAAAGCUUUUUUUGCGUGAAAUAUUCGGGAAGUGCACGUCAGGAGCACACUCAACACAGACAUUCCCUCUCGCAGAAAUGAGGUACCCGAAUUUGAGCAGACAACAAACAUUUGAUACUCCGUUUUUCAUUCGGAGAGGAAACGAACAAGCUAAUGGUGUUUCAACAAGUUUGCAAGUAACGUAACCUAAAAUAUGUUGUUACUU